UUCCACAGCUCAUAAAAAAUCAUAACCAACCUGUUUUCUUGUUCGUCCUCAUGAAACCCAUUUUCUCUUCUUUCCACUCUCUUCAUUCUCCGCUCUUUCACCCUCUUCUUCCCCUGAACCGCCGUCCACGGUGGGCUCGCAUGGAGUCUUCACCACCUCACCAUCGCAGCUCCAGUCAGAACAAGAUAAAACUUAUCGUCAUCAUGGGCACCACCGGCACCGGUAAGAGUCGUCUCUCCAUCGACUUGUCCACCCAUUUCCCUCACUCUGAAAUCAUAAACUCCGACAAAAUGCAACGCUACAACGGCCUGGACAUAACCACCAACAAAAUCCCUCUCCACGAAAGGAACGGGGUCCCCCACCAUCUGCUCGGCGACGUCGAAUCCAUUGACGCCGACGUUUCGCCGUCGCAGUUCCGUUCGGAGGCGGGUUUAACCAUUGCCAACAUCGCUUCAAGUGGAAACUUGCCGCUCCUCGUCGGCGGGUCCAACUCUUUCAUCCAUGCUCUCCUUGUGGAAACCUUCGACCCUCGAGUGGACGACGUAUUCGCCGCGCCGGACUCAGUGAGUCAUUUGUUGAGGUACGACUGUUGUUUCCUUUGGGUCGACGUGGCCUGGUCGGUACUCACUGACUGCCUGUGCGAACGAGUCGACGACAUGCUCGAAUCGGGCAUGUUGGAAGAGCUGGCUCAGUUCUACGACCCAACAAAAGAAGAUUUCCGGGUCGGGUUAAGAAAAGCAAUCGGAGUACCAGAAUUCGGCAUAUAUUUUAAAAGUUACCCACCCUGGGAGAGCAAAGAAAACGGUACCGUACCACCAGCAAAGGAGGGGUGUAAUAAUCAGGCGCGGAGGGCCGCAUACGAAGAAGCAGUGAGGGAGAUCAAACACAGCACGUGUCGAUUAGCGAAGCGGCAGAUAUGGAAGAUUCAGCGGCUCAGAGAAUCCGGGUGGGAGCUAAAGAGAUUGGACGGAACGGCGACGUUUGAAGCGAUAAUGAAGAAGAAAGAGUGGAGGAGUAUUUGGGAAAAGGAAGUAUUGGAACCAAGCGUGAAGGCCGUGAACCGGUUUUUUGAGUAGGUUGUUGAUCCAGCCUUAUUCCAGCUAAUUUAUUCUUUCUUCCUUCAUAAAACAAAACCUCUCUCUUUUUGCUUCAAUACACACAUAAAUGUAAUUAAUGUUUUGGCAGAUGGGGCGACCAAAUUUUGUA
Molecule: messenger RNA, 1206 nt
Organism: Hibiscus syriacus
Lineage: Eukaryota; Viridiplantae; Streptophyta; Magnoliopsida; Malvales; Malvaceae
Product: adenylate isopentenyltransferase-like
Exons: 1
Coding region: 51-1076 (341 amino acids)
Biological process (GO): tRNA modification; cytokinin biosynthetic process
Cellular component (GO): mitochondrion
Molecular function (GO): AMP dimethylallyltransferase activity; tRNA dimethylallyltransferase activity
Source: RefSeq, a predicted model, not a curated record